This is a messenger RNA of Medicago truncatula (barrel medic), 919 nucleotides long. RefSeq lists its product as uncharacterized. Lineage: Eukaryota; Viridiplantae; Streptophyta; Magnoliopsida; Fabales; Fabaceae. The coding region runs from base 135 to 698 and encodes 187 amino acids. The record is from RefSeq and is a predicted model, not a curated record. The transcript has 3 exons. Gene Ontology annotation, molecular function: metal ion binding; protein binding.
UAGCUAAUUUAUGAGUCAAAGUCCACAAAUAAAACGUACAAAUACUAAGUACUUAUUCAACAACCACUUUACUUGUUUCCAAUCACAAAAACAAAAAGCAAAAAGUUAUUGUUUGUUUCAAUUAUUAAGCAAGAAUGAAGCAAAAAAUAGUUAUAAAGUUGUCAAUGGACAAUGAGAAAUGCAGAACCAAAGCCCUCAAAACUGCUGCUGAGGUCAAAGGUGUAACUUCGGUGUCAUUGGAAGGAGAUGAUAAGGAUCGUGUAUGUGUGACCGGUGAUAAUGUGGACAUAGUUUGCUUAGCAAACCAGCUGAAGAAGAAGUUCAACAAUGUCACCAUUCUAACGACGGAGGAGGUGAAAAAGAAAACGGAGGCAGAGAAGAAAAAGGAAAAAGAAGAAGAAAAGAAAAAGAUGAUAGAGGCAUGCCAUGCUGUUUUACACGGUUCUUGCAAGUGCAACAAUUUCAAUUGUCAUGGUAAGUGUAAUUCAUGCACAAAGUGUGAAAGUUCAAAAUGUGAUGGCACAAAUUGUGUUACUAUUUGCAGCUUUAAGUGUGGAAAUUCAAAGUGUGAUGGAAAUAAGUGCAAUGGUUGCACACCUAAGGUUACUUCACCAUGCUUCCAACGAUGUCCUCAAUGGUGCACAUGCUCUAAGUGUUGUGCUCCAUAUCAACCUUAUUGUAAACCCUAUUGGACCUAAUUGUACGGUUGUUUAUGAUCCAAACCCUAAUACUUGCUGCGUCAUGUAUAUGAUAUCCAAGAGUAAGGAUAUCUUGCAAGUAAAAUAAAUGUAAAUUAGUGACGAAAAUUUAGAGAGGAAAAGAUGUGAAAUGCAUCUCUUUAGUUUUUGUCAUUAAAUAUAAUGAUCAAAGAAUUAGUGAAGAAUUUAAUUGUUUUUGUUUCUUCUAUUCCCGUUUAAAC